Molecule: messenger RNA, 4168 nt
Organism: Saccostrea cuccullata (small rock oyster)
Lineage: Eukaryota; Metazoa; Mollusca; Bivalvia; Ostreida; Ostreidae
Product: ubiquitin carboxyl-terminal hydrolase 43-like
Exons: 11
Coding region: 109-3858 (1249 amino acids)
Biological process (GO): protein deubiquitination
Molecular function (GO): cysteine-type deubiquitinase activity
Source: RefSeq, a predicted model, not a curated record
GUUUGAGAUUGACUUAUUGAAUAAAAAAAUGGCGAUCGAAAAACGAAAAAGGAAAACAGAAGGUUAUUUUCAACAAAUACCUGUUAAUCUAGUGAAAUAUUGUUGAUAAUGGACAUAAAUGUUAAUUCUGAGUAUCAAAAAACGUCAUCUGAAAACAGUUUACUGGACAAAGAAAGCACCAAAGUCGAAAAACAAUCAGCAACACUGAGUGACCAUCAUCGGGAAGUGAGUCAAAGUUUAUUUUUUUCGUCAACUGUCAAAACCGUGAAUCCUGUGGAAGCAAUAGCUGACGGUCCAAUAAAAUCAUAUUCUUUACCAAAACGUAAGAAGAGGUCACGACCAUCAUUUAAAUCGGUUAUCUAUCUUAUGAGUCGUUUCAAAACUUCAUCAAGUGUUGAGAAAAAAAUUGUGGAAACCGGCGGUCCAAAAGGGGGAUGGACUCCUUCAUUGCCUCGGAAAAGUGGACAAUCCAGUGAUAAACAGACGAAGGACUCAUCUUCAUCCCCUCAGAUGACUCGAUCACUGAACAGUUUGUGGAACGUGGUUCCCGGCACUGUUGGUAUUCCAAAUCAUGGGAACACUUGCUUUAUGAACGCUGUGAUACAAUGUUUGAGCAACACAGAUUGGUUCACCAAGUACUUCAUUUUAAAACAGUUCAAAGAUGAUAUGAAAAGCAAAUCCUUUUCAAAAAAGUUUAGCAUUCAGAAGAGUGAUGUAACUGAACAGUUAGGAAAAUUACUAGAAAGUCUGUGGAAUAAUAGUUCAAAUGUUGUAGCGGAAGUCUCAAAUGGAUUUAAAAGUGUUGUAGGGAAAAACAACAGUCAGUACAAAGGAUCGGAGCAGCAUGAUUCUCAGGAGUUCUUUCUGUGGCUUCUUGAUCGACUUAAUGAAGACAUUUUCAUAAGCUACAAGAAAAAAGAAAAGACAAAAAGGUUAAGUACCUCAGAAAACUCUGAUGAGGCUGCAGCUAAGGAGGUACUGCAGCAGAACAGUGGAUGUGUCCCAUACAAUCUUUUCCAAGCUCUCUAUCGCUCCUCACUCAAGUGUCCAAAAUGUCAGAAGCUGAGCAACACAUUUGAGUCCUAUCUCUGUCUUUCCUUGCCAUUGCCUGCCAGGACUAUGAGGCCAGUUUAUGUGAUCUAUGUCUCUCGGGAGGUGGAACCAAUGCAGAUUAAGAUUGGGUUGACACUGAAUGUCAAUGACACGGUUCGGGAACUAAGGGAGGCAAUCGCUGCAUACAUGGAGAUUUCUCCAUCUAGGAUUGUGUUGUGUCAGAUAUAUGAGGAUGGAAUCCAGAAUCGAUACUGUGAUGACCAGCCCCUGACCGACAUAUCAGAGGUGGAGUCUGUGUAUGCUAUAGAAACACUAGCACCUCCAGGUCAGGGUGGUAGCAAUCCGGAGGAGUUUGAGUCUUCCUACACUCAGCUGAUUGUUGUAAACACAGAGAAAAGAUCCUCUCCAACCAGAUAUGCAAGGUUUUGUGCUCCUGUCAUUCUCUGUGUACCCAGAGAUAUAGACCAUAGAAGUUUACAGAAGAAAAUUCUGACUGUAAUGGGAGAGUGCAUAAAAGAGGGACUUUUGACACAGAAGUUGGACGUGCUGUUCAGACUGCGCCUUGUUGACGAAUUUUCAGGAAAGCGAUACUAUUUGCAAGAUGAUGAAGAAAUCAUGCCUCUCUAUACACAAGCAGUGGAUAGUGCUUUGACAUAUGGAGCUGAAUACGGUCCUCAGCACAUAGAGCUGGUGGCUGAGUGGGACCCUGCUAUCAAAGAAAGAGUGAUAGUCAGAGACAAUGAUGUGCUUCAUGAAGAACCGAGUGUGAAGAAAGUGCGGGCAUCACAGCAGCAGCCAUUGAAAGUUUCUCUAGACCAGUGCUUCCAACUCUUCACCAAAGACGAAAAGUUAAGUGGAGAUGAUGCCUGGGAAUGUCCACACUGCCAUAAACAGCAGAAAAAUGCCAUUAAAACCAUUGGUCUGUGGUCACUUCCAGAUGUACUGGUCAUUCAUCUCAAGCGCUUCAGACAGGUGGGACUACGCAGAAGUAAGCUGAGUACUUUGGUGGAUUUCCCGGUGAGGGAGUUUGACAUGGCUUCACAUGUUGUGAGGCGACCGCACACGAACCCUGACAGUACAGAAAUGAUAUACGAACUUCAGGGUGUACUGAAUCACUAUGGCAACAUGCAAGGUGGUCAUUACACAGCCUUUUGUAAGAACCCUGUGGAUGGCAGGUGGUAUGAGUUUGAUGACUCCAAAGUUAAGCCCAUGGCUGAGGCUGAGGUAAAGACCUCAUCUGCUUACCUGUUGUUUUAUCAAAGGAAAGGUGUGAUGGAUUCAGUGAGAGAGGACCUGGAAUCUGGCUAUCACUGGAUCUACAAAUUAUACCCAAAUGCAUAUAAAAAUAUAGCCAAAAAUCUGAACAGAAGUGCAAAUAACUCACAGCCUCAGCACACAGAAAAUAUCAUGGAUCAAGAUAUUCCACAAUCAAUGAAAAGUCCAGAUCCUUUUCCAUUUGUGACAGCAAAUGAGCCACCAAAACGUGUUCAAAACUCUCCUGCUAAAAUCAAAGAUAAUUCUCUCCAAACAUCUGAGUCUGAUCCAAGUAUAUUUAAAAAUGAAGUCAAGCAUGCCAAGACAAACUCAGAUAUUGUAGCAGAAACAGUUCCUGACAUAGCCUGGAGAAAUAAAGAUGGUGACAGUACUGAUCUUGUGAAGCCAAGUCAGCUGAAAAAUCUUUCGAAAAAGGGCCAGGAUGUGCAAAGGGAGAGCAGUCAAAUAGGAAAGAGUGACAUAAAUAACAGAAAACCAUAUGAUCAUACCAAAUAUACAGAAACAGGCAGAGAGCAUCACUCUCCCGUGAAGCAAGGGAUGCCACCAAAAAAUGAAAAUGGUGAAAAGAAGCACUCCAGUGGAAGUGGGCUCACUGUUAAGCUACCUGAAAAGGAGGUGUUUAUUGUUAGACAGAAUCACAAAACUGGACAGACCACUGUGGAAUCUUUCAGUAAACAUCUCUCUCAGGUAGAAUCUCUGAAGAAACAAUCGAUCAGUUCCGGUCAUCAGAGCAAUGGAAACCACCUAAGUAAACUGGAUACUCAUGAUGCCAAUAAGAAACUAUCAGCCCUCCAUAUAAGAGACAGAAGUGACCACAGAGAUGAUGUUGAUGUGCCAGUGGGGCCGAGGUCCCUUCCCUUGUCAUAUUCAUCAAGACUGGAGACAACACAGGAUAAUAUGUCAAGGCCAUAUCACGGUCAGAGGAGCCCAGAUGAUCACCCCCUCUCACCAAUUGAUUUUAACAGACAGCUGUCACAUCCAACCAAAGGAGGAUAUAUGGAAAAAGAGACACCUAGAAACCCUCCUGUCAAACGAAGUAAAAGUCAUACAAGGUCUAGAGAGCAGGAGCAAAAUGUGAUCAAUGACCUCAGAAACCAAGCCCAUGACCAGAGAAAUGGUGUUAGUGUUAACAACAAGUAUGCUACAAUAGCAAGAGUGAAUCAGAGUUUUCAAGGACAUCAGCACCAGGAUACCGCAGUUGUACGAUCAUCAACAGUGGGUAGUCUAGGUUACAACUCCAUGGUUCCUGGUCAAAAGAUCACAGACAGACAGGACUCUGUCGGUUUACCGUUGAGGCAGGAAAUUUUGGAGAUUAGGGAUACCAUUCAGAGUUCCCCACACCUCCACCAGGCUGGUUCUCGGAAACCAGUUUAUGAUGGUGUGGUGAACACAGACUCUCAUUCCUACACUGAAGGAUUUCCUCGCUAUCAGCCUCACAAACAUUACAGGAAAACCCCAAAUAGAGAGGAACAGGAAAACCUCAAAAAGGAAAAACUGUACUCCCCAUGUCUUAAAGAAUCCUCUGUUUGAAGCAUUCAUUAUUUUAGAACUGUCAACAGGCACUUCUCUAUUGUGUAACUUUUUUGCUACUUGCUUAGAAUGAGACUAAUCUCAGUAUUACACCAUGACUAAAGUGCAGUGCUUGCAAAACAACAAAAGGAUUGUAUCAUCUAUGUAAAAUACCUCAUAUUAACAUUAGGACAUACUCAGGACAUGCUACUUUUAAGAGACUUGUCCUUUCUUUUCUCUUCAUUUUUUUUUGUUGUAAGUACACAGGUUAUCUGAAAUAGAGACACUGCUAGCUAUGAAUGGAUAGACACUAGUUAUACCCAGUAAUGUG